AUGUCUUCAGGCAUUUGGAACUGGGGUCCAUUAUCAGCACGUGUGCCAGUCUCCUCAUAUUUGUCCGUUAGUGCUGAUAGUGGAGUCAUCCAUGCAGUGCGCUCUUUGACUACGAGCAGAUCAGACUUCCACUUCCGCGUCAAAGCGCAGGAUGGAGGCUCUCCUCCACUCAGUAGCAAUGUGACUGUGAAAAUACUGAUCCAGGACCAGAACGACAACCCUCCUCAGGUUCUGUACCCAGUCCAGACUGGUGGCUCUCUGGUGGCUGAAAUGGUUCCUCGUUCAGCAGAUGUGGGCUAUCUGGUCACUAAAGUGGUGGCUGUUGAUGUGGACUCUGGACAGAAUGCCUGGCUCUCCUAUAAACUGCAGAAAGCCACAGACAGGGCGCUGUUUGAAGUGGGCUUACAGAAUGGAGAAAUAAGAACUAUCCGCCAAGUCACUGAUAAAGAUGCUGUGAAACAAAGACUGACUGUUAUAGUGGAGGACAACGGGCAGCCCUCUCGUUCAGCUACAGUCAUUGUUAACGUGGCGGUGGCGGACAGCUUCCCUGAAGUGCUGUCUGAGUUCACUGACUUUACACACGACAAGGAGUACAAUGACAACCUGACUUUUUACUUAGUGUUGGCUUUGGCUGUAGUUUCCUUCCUCUUCAUCACGUGUUUAGUGGUUAUUAUAUCAGUGAAAAUCUACAGAUGGAGACAGUCUCGCAUCCUGUAUCACUCCAAUCUGCCUGUGAUUCCAUAUUAUCCACCACGUUACUCAGACACUUUGGGGACAGGGACUCUCCAACACGUGUACAAUUACGAGGUGUGCAGGACGACUGACUCCAGAAAGAGUGACUGUAAGUUCGGCAGAGCUGGUAGUCAGAACGUGCUGAUAAUGGACCCCAGUUCUACAGGGACGAUGCAGCGGAUACAGAGUGAAAAGAGCAUCCUGGAUGAACCAGACUCUCCUCUAGAG
Molecule: messenger RNA, 960 nt
Organism: Etheostoma spectabile (orangethroat darter)
Lineage: Eukaryota; Metazoa; Chordata; Actinopteri; Perciformes; Percidae
Product: protocadherin gamma-A5
Biological process (GO): homophilic cell-cell adhesion
Cellular component (GO): plasma membrane
Molecular function (GO): calcium ion binding
Source: RefSeq, a predicted model, not a curated record